Molecule: messenger RNA, 2087 nt
Organism: Tachysurus fulvidraco (yellow catfish)
Lineage: Eukaryota; Metazoa; Chordata; Actinopteri; Siluriformes; Bagridae
Gene: acp6
Product: acid phosphatase 6, lysophosphatidic
Exons: 11
Coding region: 179-1450 (423 amino acids)
Biological process (GO): dephosphorylation
Molecular function (GO): phosphatase activity
Source: RefSeq, a predicted model, not a curated record
GAGCUGUAAACAUUUAAUCCUGAAAAAAAAAACUAUUCUGCAUUCAUAUUUUCUUAUUUAUCUAAUUGGGUCGAGUGAAUCUUGGCACAGCAUUUUAUUUUUUUUUGAAAAGCUAUUUAAUACAACGAAAAGAUGUUUUCUUUCUUUCUUUUUUUACGGAGCAAAUAGGUACGACACCAUGUUGGCUCGCGUGGGUGCCAUGACAACAGCGAUUCUCGGCUCUGCAGUGUUCUGGGGGCAGCGUAAAAACACUGAGCCUGAACAGGCAAACUUGGAUUUGACCAAUACUCCUAGUUCUAAACAGUCCUCAUCUCAGUAUGAGCUGAAACUUGUUCAGGUGUUGUUUAGACAUGGUGCAAGAACACCACUGAAAUCUAUACCAGAUGUUUUGGAGGCACACUGGGUUCCUGAGCUUCUGCAGGUUCCAGAUCACACCAAGAUCGAUUAUGUAGUUACAGACCUACAGGGAGGCCCAAGACCACCUUCUCCUGUGGAGCAAAGCUACAGAGCUAAAACACUGGCGGGUGGCACAUACCCGGGUCAGCUGACCACAGUGGGCAUGCAACAGAUGUAUGAUCUCGGACUAAGGCUAAGGAGGAGGUACAUUCAGGACAUGACCUUCCUUAGCCCAAACUUCAACAGUAAAGAAGUUUUAAUCCGGUCAACCAACAUCGUCCGCACCAUCGAGUCAGCCAAGUGUCUGGUAGCGGGCUUGUUCCAGCAACAACAAACUGAAACUGUCCCCAUCCUCACAGAAGAAGCAAAAAAAGAGAUCCUAUACCCAAACUACCAUGGAUGCAAACUUCUCAAGAUGCUCAGCGGGUCUCGUUGGGCAGAAUCAUCCACAUUGCCUGAUAUUGCUUCUGAUCUACGGAGCAUUCAGAGCGUGUUGGGGGUCAAGCCUCAUCAACGUCUUGACUUCAUCCUCAUAAGAGAUGACAUGGUGGCCAGAGAGGCUCACAGACUACCGUCCCCUGCAGCUCUGGAGAGCUGGAGAGCUAAAGUAGAGCAGAGAGCUAUAGAUAUGAUCUGGCACAUCUAUGAGCCCAGUAACAGUGAGAAUCUACAGCUGUGUGUGGGUCCGGUGCUUCACACUCUUCUCACUAACAUGGAGAAGAAGGUUCAGGGUAAUACCUCAGAUUUAGACAGGAAGCUGUUUCUGUACUCUGUACAUGAUACUACGCUAAUGCCGUGCCUGAUGGCAUUGGGUGUGUUUGAUAUGAGAUGGCCUCCGUAUGCUGCUGACAUCACACUUGAGCUGUACCAACACCGGCAAAACAAGCAGCAUUACGUCAAAGUAUCCUACAUCGGUCAGGAUCAGAAGAUCCCUGGCUGUAGUGAUAUCUACUGUCCUCUGAGAGAGUUUAAGCAGGCUAUGUCCAUGUACGCACUGCCCGAAGAGAGAUACCACACCCUCUGCAACCCAGAUACCACUACCUCACACCUUUGAAAACACACACACACACACACCCAGAGAGGUUCACGAGAAGCAGGUUCAGCUUAUUUCUUAUUUACUAUUCAUUACUCGUUUUAUAUAGUUUUUAGAUUUUUUUAAACAUUUUUGUUUAUCACUGUCUCGUUCAUGAACCUCAGCAUUUACACACCAAAUGGUCAACAAAUAAAAAUUGCAUCCUGUACUUAUUUGCAGUUAUACAAGUACGAAGUUUCUAAUCAUAUCGUCAGUCACAUAUCACCAGAACACAAAUCAUGCGGUAUGCAAGAUAUUAUGUAAGCAUACUCAAAUUCAGAACGAAGCAUCAGACAAAAAGGGAAAUGGCCCUGAAAAGUGGUUGUUUAUUUAUUAUAAAGUAAUCAGUAAUGUAUCACUCGGGGUCCAGUAUUACAUUGGUUUAUUUGUGCUCUUUGGAUUUGAGUGUGUGCUUAUUUCCCCCUCUGUGGGGUAUCUUACUGUACUUCUAGCAUAUAGACGACGUGAAAGUAUUUGGUUUCACCUGUUUUUGCGGAUAACGUAUUUGGUUUCACCUGUUUUUGCGGAUUUAAAUGAACUUUACUUUUUUAUUAGUAAAUAUUAUAAGUAUGCUCAGUCGUGGUGUUAAAGCUUAAAAUAAAUUACUGAGUAGUUGUAA